UAUGACGAUCAUUAUGCCAGACAAUUCAUUUCUCUCUGAGGCAUCGAAAAAAAUACUUGAUGCAGAAGAAUUCGAUCAGCAGUGUCUGAAAACCCUGAAGUAAUUCCGAAAUGUGUAUCAGCUACUUCAAUCAGUACUUCAGAAACCGUACAAAGAAUUACCAUAUGGUUUGUGGACAUAUCAAUUGCCAUCAACCAUGUCCUCCAUCGAAACCCAAUUUACCCGCAUCGCCCAAUUUAUAUUGACCGACUAUGCCAACAAAUGCAAUUGCCCAGUUGAAUACACAAGUAAAGGGGAACGUACAUUUUGGAUUGAUCGUGUAGUUCCUUUGCUCCAAACGCUUGGUGAUCAGACCGGUUUUGUUGGCUUCGAAUGGUGUGAGACGGUUGCAGAUGAGCAGUUGGAGUCCAGCACUGCACCUGAAUGCUGGGUCCAUGGAAAUGUUCGAUAUCUUGAUGGUCUUGGAUACGAUCGGAAAGGGCGAAGCAAAAUUGUGAUAGAAUCUUCAAGCAGUCCAACAGCAGAAAAAAUGGACCACACGUUGAACGACACUAUCAAAAACAUGCAUAAUUCCAUUGCGUUGCUGGAAGCAGUGAUCAGACGAAAUCAUCAUGCCCGCUUCACCACAAUGACAAAAAUUCGUGCAUUUUCACUGCAACUCAUUUGUACGACCUUAACACUUUCAACUACCCGUCUGGAUCCUGACAGUCCUGGAAAGUAUAUUGUUCAACAGCACCGCUAUGCCGAAUUACCAGCGUCCCCUAAUGACUGGAUUAUGUGGUACAAGGUUUUUGAACUUCUUGCUUUAUUGACGACCAUGCUUGAGGAGCAAACGAUGAUCAUUGAUGAAUUGCGUGUUGAAAGCAGUGGAUCUAUCGAUAUAACCGAGGAAGAAUAUGUCUGCACAAUUUUAUCCAAGUCGCCGACCAUCCUACCCUGAUAUUUCUUUCCUUUUCU
Molecule: messenger RNA, 957 nt
Organism: Rhizopus microsporus ATCC 52813
Lineage: Eukaryota; Fungi; Mucoromycota; Mucoromycetes; Mucorales; Rhizopodaceae
Exons: 1
Coding region: 197-940 (247 amino acids)
Source: RefSeq, a predicted model, not a curated record